AAUCGUUAAAGCCACUUCUAAUACGUGCAAGUUUGUUCUACAAGGGAUUACUUGGCGUUUAACAAUGGUUCAUUUAUUGAGAUCUUCAUUACUCAGGUAUUCAGUUUGAGAAUUUUCAAGGAAAAUCACCAGUUUCUACAGUACAACAACAUGGAAAGAACCAGCAUUACUUCGCUCUCGCCUCUCCUGCUGCUACUGUUGCUUACUACUGCGAGCAUUGUUACAGCAGCUGAGCUCCGUCGUGUAUGUUACUUUACCAACUGGUCCCAGUACCGAGUUGGUGACGCAAAGUUUCUUCCGAGUGAUUUUGACCCGCAGUUAUGCACUCAUAUUUGCUAUGCAUUUGCUAAACUUACUAACCACAAAUUAGACGCGACCGAAUGGAAUGAUUUUAGCACAAAAAAUUUAAAAGGAAUGUAUGAAAAGGUGAAUGAUCUAAAAAAGAGCAAUGCCCAACUUAAGACUCUUCUGUCUUUAGGAGGAUGGGCUAUGGGCACGCAGCCGUUCACUGAAAUGGCUGCAACUGCAGAUACACGCAAGGUGUUCAUAGAUAGUGCUAUUGUGUUCCUUCGUAAAUGGUCGUUUGAUGGUUUGGACUUAGACUGGGAAUAUCCUGCCGGCCGCGGAAGUCCUGCUCAGGACAAAGGACGUUUCACUCAACUUCUUAAAGAAUGUCACGAAGCUUUCGAGAAGGAAUCGACUCUUACUGGUAAGCCACGCUUGUUGCUCAUCGCUGCAGUUCCGGCUGGAAAACCACAAAUAGACGCUGGAUAUGAUAUCAAAGCUUUACACCCAUAUGUCGACUUCCUCAAUGUGAUGACUUAUGAUUAUCAUGGUACCUGGGAAAAAACCACAGGACAUAACAGUCCCUUCAACGCAUCUGGUGAUAGCGCAGCUAAAUCCGUGGUAUGGAGCAUGGACUAUUGGAUGAAACAAGGAGUUCCAUUGAAUAAACUUAAUGUUGGAUUGCCAUUUUAUGGCCGAUCUUUUACAUUAGCUAAUCAGGACAAAAAUGGGCUGGGGGCUUCAGCCACUGGUGGAGGCACAGCCGGCAAGUUCACAGGAGAAGUGGGACUUUUGGCCUAUUAUGAGAUUUGCCAAAUGAUACAAACUUCUACAGUAAAAAGAUUGACAGUUGAAAAGGUACCCUAUUUGGUUUCAGGUGACCAGUGGAUUGGAUAUGAUGACCCAGAAAGUAUUUACUUGAAGGCGAGCUGGGCAAAGCAAUCUAAAUUUGGUGGCAUUUUCCUCUGGGCCAUCGCCCUAGAUGACUUCCGUGGUACUUGUCCUGGCAGUCAACCCUUUAUUUUAAUGAAGACAAUUAUUAGUGCACUCGAAGAUAAACCUCAAAUAACAAGUUCUACGACCGAAACGCCUAGCGUGACGCCGACAACUACAACACAGGCAACAACAACACAGGCAACUACAACACAGGCAACAACAACACAGGCAACAACAACUGAUUCAACUCCUGAAUGCGCGCCACCCGCAAAUCAGUAGCUGUGACUCCUGUGACUCCCCUCUCAACGUUCCUGGAUGUUCAUGCUGAUGACGGCCAUGAUGUUAAUGAGUAAUGGCGAUUAUGAACACCAUAAUGAUGAGGAUGUUGAUAAACAGCGGUGAUGGUGAAGAUUAUAAUAAAAUGUAUUUAACCGCUGGAAAUUGUUUUGAAACUUAAUAAAAACGCAUAGAUAAAUUA
Octopus sinensis (East Asian common octopus) is the source of this 1699-nucleotide messenger RNA. Its product is annotated as chitotriosidase-1. Gene Ontology annotation, biological process: chitin catabolic process; carbohydrate metabolic process. Gene Ontology annotation, cellular component: extracellular region. Gene Ontology annotation, molecular function: chitin binding; chitinase activity. Lineage: Eukaryota; Metazoa; Mollusca; Cephalopoda; Octopoda; Octopodidae. The transcript is spliced from 12 exons. The record is from RefSeq and is a predicted model, not a curated record. The coding region runs from base 151 to 1500 and encodes 449 amino acids.